Molecule: messenger RNA, 1832 nt
Organism: Plutella xylostella (diamondback moth)
Lineage: Eukaryota; Metazoa; Arthropoda; Insecta; Lepidoptera; Plutellidae
Source: RefSeq, a predicted model, not a curated record
AUUACUAUAAAGUUUUCUCGCUGAUAACGAGGCUGUGACGAGCCAGUAGACAGAAUUUUCAUAUUAAGUAUUUGUCUUAGCUUAAAGAGAACUAGAUUCAAAACAGUGUCGUGAAGUGAACAAGGUGGCGACGGGAGGCUGCUUGCUGAUGAGUUGUUUGUUAAAUGGAAAUAAAAUAAAUGUCGUUGUUGGAGAGAAGCAGACAUGGACUUAGACUUUGUUAAUUACAAGUUUGAGAAUGGCUUUGUCGGCGUGGUCACGAGGACCAAGUUCCGGCUGGGCAUCCGCCACGUGCAGCUGGUCUACAUGUGCCUGGUCGCGGUGGUGUUCGGCGUGCUGCGCGGCGCCGCGCCGGUCGCCGUGCUGGCGCUGGCCGACCGCUCCCGGCUCAAUGACACCUACAUACAGGUAUACGACUACAACAAAAGCAUCCAGGGCACGGUGAUGUCGUCGUUCCUGUGGGGCCACGCGCUGCUGCUGGUGCCGGCGCAGCUGGCGCGCGGCGCGCUGGGCGGGAAGCUCAUGAUCUCCGCCGCGCUGCUGGUGAAUGGAGCCAUCUACGUCGCGUUGCCCACCAUCGUCAACCAGGGAGGGUGGAUAGCGCUAUGCAACGCGCAGUUCGUGCUGGGCAUGACGCACGCGGCGGCGGCGCCCGCCUUGCGCGCGCUGCUGCUGGCCUGGCUGCCCCCGCACGAGCGGGAGACGUUUAGCCCCAUCGUCUAUGGAGGGAUACAACUAGGCACCAUAGUGGCGUUCCCUGUAGCUGGCGCGAUCUCGGCGUCGGCGCUGGGCUGGGAGCUGGUGUUCUACUCGCUGGCGAUGGCCACGCUGUCGGCGGCCGCGGUGUGGGCGCUGCUGACGGCCGGCCGCCCCGCCGACCACCCCGCCGUCGGAGACAAGGAGAAGGAGUUCAUCGAUGAAGCGCUCAAGUGCUAUAAACAGAAGCAGCUGAAGACGCCGUGGGGCCAGAUGCUGCGCUCGGGCGCGACAUGGGGGCUGGCGGCGGCGCACGUCGGCUGCAGCGUCGUGGUCACGUUCUUCCUCACCGAGGUGCCCGCCUACCUGGUGCUGGCACACGGGUUCACCGUGAAGCAGGUGAGGACUAUAGAGAUUGGCGCUAUGCUGUCGAUGUUGCCAUUCGUGGCGAUGUGGCUCACCUUCCUCGCCGUGUCCCCGACGGUUGAGUCGAUUUAUAAAAUCGGCUUCGUCAAUUAUUUAGUCAGUAACACUAGGUAUAGGAAAAUUAUUAGCACAUUAGGUGCGUGUGGAACAGUAUUAGGGCUGUGGCUGGUGCCGCUGCUCGGAUCUCAGUCUAGUUAUUUAGCGGUAGUGUUGUUGUGUGGGACCAUGGCUUCAGUGGCUGUGCAGUAUGUUGGAUUUUUGAGCAUGUACUCGGACAUGUCUGAGAACUACUGCGGCUCGCUGGCGCUGGCGACGCGUGCGCCCGCCGCCGCCGCCCCCGCCGCCGUGCCACUCGUCGCCGGCUUCGUGCUCAGGGCUGAUCAGUGCGACCCACUGCGCUGGCGCGUGGUGUUCCUGACGGUGGCCGCGGCGGCGCUGGCGGGGCAGCUGCUGCACCUCGCCCUCGCGCGCGCCCAGAGACAGUACUGGGACAACCAGGACCACCGGAUGAAGUUCACCUACUAUAACGACGUCAACCAAAUGGAGCUGGAUGAUCUCAAGGUGAAGAUUAUACCUAAGAAGACAGAAGAGAAAAACGAAGAUGACUUAUUAUUUAUAUGAUAAUUAUUAAACCAAGAUAUUAUAGGUACUUACUUACUUAACGGAUUAUACACCUGACUUUGGAAUUUAAUAAAAAAUAUUUUCAAUAA